Molecule: messenger RNA, 952 nt
Organism: Pistacia vera
Lineage: Eukaryota; Viridiplantae; Streptophyta; Magnoliopsida; Sapindales; Anacardiaceae
Product: fasciclin-like arabinogalactan protein 11
Exons: 1
Coding region: 75-812 (245 amino acids)
Source: RefSeq, a predicted model, not a curated record
UUAAUCUCUUCUUCAUCACCCUGGGCCAAAACGGUUAGGCGGCCUCUCGCUCGAUUCUAAAGAAAGCGAACAAAAUGACAAACCCGCUUUUUUUCUCAUUCUUUCUUCUGUUUAUUUUCCUCCUUCAUUGCACGAAAACUUCUGCUCAGGCGCCUGCUGCAGCACCAUCAGGUCCCCCCAACAUUACUGCAAUCCUUGAAAAAGGUGGCCAAUUCACUAUGUUUAUUCGGCUGCUGGAAAGCACCCAACAGGAUGACCAAAUCAACACACAGCUCAACAACACAAACCAGGGCCUUACAGUGUUUGCGCCGACGGAUAAUGCCUUUUCGAGUCUCAAAUCAGGCACAGUCAACUCGCUCAGUGACCAAGAAAAAGUCAGCCUAGUACAAUUCCAUGUUCUCCCAACUCUGAUGACCAUAUCACAGUUCCAAACUGCAAGCAACCCGCUGCGCACGCAGGCGGGGAACAGCGACGCUGGCGAGUACCCGCUCAAUGUUACAACUUCAGGAAAUCAGGUGAACUUAACUACAGGAGUUAAUGAUGCAACAGUUGCUAACACUGUAUUUUCUAGCGCAAAUUUAGAAGUGUAUCAGGUUGACAAUGUGCUCCUUCCAUUGGAUAUUUUUGCUGCUUCGCCGGCGCCUGCGCCUUCGAAGCCGGAGAAGGAUCUUCCGGCUGCAACUCCUAAAGGGUCUUCCACAGAUGUCACAAAUGUUGAUACUUCUGCAGCUGCAUUGAGUUUGAACCAUCGUGCACCAACAGUUUUAACAUUUGGAGUUGCAGUUCUUGCUGCUGUUGCAUUCAGGCCAUGAUUUUGUUUCCACUGAUGUUAAAAAAUUUUGUGUUGAUUAUCAUAAGUUCUUUGAAUUAGUGUUUGUUAAAAAAAUUGAACUCGAUUAAAUCAUUAUUCUUCUAAUAAUUCCUUUAUUAUCAGAAACUUGCCAGAGAAUUA